AUGACCACUGAAAAAUUUGUUCAGCCCGUUAUUCCAUGUUUCGAUUAUCAUUACGACCAUUGGAGUAUGUUGAUAGAGAACUUUCUUAGGUCCAAAGAGUUUUGGCCAGUUGUGAGUAUUGGCGUGCAAGAGACAACCACUGGUACUGCCUUGUCGGAACCUCAGAAGACAGAGUUGGACAGUUUAAGGUUAAAAGAUCUCAAAGCGAAGAAUUACCUUUUUUCAGCGAGAGAGGAAGAUACAAAAAUAAAGGAAGAAGAAGAAGGGGUUUCAAUUUUGAUGGCAUAUACUUUCAAAGAGAAAGUUUUCACUAGUUUGUGGUAUCUCGAUACCGGCUGCAGUAAUCACAUGUAUAGGCAGAAAAAGAUAUUCUCAGAGUUGGAUGAAACUUCUCAAGAUACUGUGAGAUUUCGAGAUAAUUCAAUGAUUUCCGCCCAGGGAAAAGGGAUGGUACAAGUUUCAACCAAUAACAACUUCAGUCAUACCAUAGGUGAUGUGUUUUAUGUCCCUGCAUUGAAGACAAAUUUAUUAAGUGUCCGGCAGCUUCAAGAAAAGGGAUAUGACCUUAAUAUCAAGGGUGGAGUUUGUAAGAUACAAGAUCCUUAG
Messenger RNA from Capsicum annuum, 606 nucleotides. RefSeq lists its product as uncharacterized. The transcript has 2 exons. The record is from RefSeq and is a predicted model, not a curated record. NCBI's taxonomy places the organism in Eukaryota, Viridiplantae, Streptophyta, Magnoliopsida, Solanales, Solanaceae. Bases 1 to 606 code for a protein of 201 amino acids.